Penicillium angulare is the source of this 1464-nucleotide messenger RNA. RefSeq names its product putative MFS transporter. Lineage: Eukaryota; Fungi; Ascomycota; Eurotiomycetes; Eurotiales; Aspergillaceae. Gene Ontology annotation, molecular function: transmembrane transporter activity. The transcript has 4 exons. Gene Ontology annotation, biological process: transmembrane transport. The record is from RefSeq and is a predicted model, not a curated record. Bases 1 to 1464 code for a protein of 487 amino acids. Gene Ontology annotation, cellular component: membrane.
AUGACAGACAAAUACCCAACCCCCACCGUUGCUGAUCGGCCACGCAUGGAGGUCUACGAGCAUAACCAUGAUAGUAACAAUGACCGCCAUACCCUCGAAUUGGCCGAGCUGGAGAGAAAAGUCCGGUGGAAGGUAGACCUGCGUCUCUGUAGCAUUGCCGGCCUACUAUGCAGUCUGAACCUGAUCGAUUCGGGCAUUUUAUCCUCCGCAGCUGUAACAACAAUGUUAAGUGAUCUCCAACUAGACCAGGGAUCCCGGUACUCGGUAUCAAUCUUCAUUUUCACCAUUGCCAGCGUCGUCUUCCAACUCCCCUGUACCAUAGCCGUACGAUUCGUCGGUCCACGACUCUGGUUUUCAACAAUCACCUUCGCCUUCGGAGUGAUAACCCUCUGUACAGCUUUCGUUCAUACAUGGCGCCAAAUGAUUGCCCUGCGCGUGUUACUCGGUAUCGCAAUGUCGGGUAUAUACCCUGGACUGACUUAUCUAAUCAGCGCCUGGUAUCCUCGACAUGAGCAACAGUUGCGUUUCGCGUUCUUGCAAUCUGGUGAAGUCAUUGUGUUGGCAACUGGGAAUAUUGUCAAUUUUGGUUUGAAUCAUUUGAAUGGUUCUGCUGGGUUGGCGGGGUGGCGCUGGAUGUAUCUUGUUCAGGGACUGGUUGCUUGUGUGUUGGGUUUUGUCACUUAUUGGUGGAUGGUUGAUUUUCCGGAAAACUCGGCUCGAAGCUUUUAUUUCUUGUCUGAAGCUGAAGCGCAGGUGGCGUCGCAGAGGAUCCAGAAGGAUCGAGAUGAUCUUGUCCCUGAGCCGUUUUCAUGGGCGAAACUACUUUCUAGUUUUCGAGAUAUCAAGAUCUAUGGAUUUGCUUGCAUGUUCUUUCUUUUGAAUCUGGUUUCGACUUCCUUGUCUUAUUUCCUACCUAUGAUUCUGGAGAAUGGAAUGGGAUUCAAUUCAGACCAGUCGAUUUUACUUUCGACUCCGCCUUAUUAUUAUGCCGUGAUCCCUGUUCUUCUCACUUCGCUAGCAGGUGAUCAUUUUCGCAAACGCGGUCCAUUUAUCGUCUUUAAUGCGCUUUGCUUGGUAGUCGGGUUCCUGAUGCUUGGUCUACCAAAUUCGACGCAGGUGACAGUGCGAUAUAUUGGGACAUUUCUGGCUACCGGCGCUUACAUUUCGAAUUGGGCAGCUCUCAAUGCUUUUCAAGCGAAUAAUGUUGCUGGUCAAUGGAAACGUGCGGCUACCUCGGCUGCUGUUACUGCUUUCAAUGGACUCGGUGGUAUAGCGGGUAGCUAUAUUGUUCGUUCUCAAGAGGCUCCGCAUUACCAGACAGCGGUUUGGGUAUCAAUUGGAUCUCAUCUUCUUAUGAUUGCUCUUGUAGGAGCGUUUACUAUCUACUUCUACAUUAUGAACCGACAACAGGCAAGGAGCUUGAAAAUAAUAGAGGGCACGCCUGGAUUCCGAUACACAUACUAG